This is a messenger RNA of Ipomoea nil (Japanese morning glory), 714 nucleotides long. RefSeq lists its product as uncharacterized. The record is from RefSeq and is a predicted model, not a curated record. Lineage: Eukaryota; Viridiplantae; Streptophyta; Magnoliopsida; Solanales; Convolvulaceae. Bases 1 to 714 code for a protein of 237 amino acids. The transcript has 3 exons.
AUGGUCACUGAUGUACUAGCACAACUAUCCACUACUUUUAAAAUUCGUGACUUGGGCAGGCCGCGUUUUUUCUUAGGGAUUGAAGCUGUUUAUGAUGGCGACUGGGUAGUUCUGUCUCAACAGCGCUACAUGAUAGAACUCCUUCGCAAAGCAGGGAUGGAAUCUUGCAAACCAUUGGCCACCCCGAUGUCCCUAACUACGUCAAGCGACACUACUGCUGCAGUCACACUAGACGACUUGACGCUAUUCCGCCAAAUUAUCGGCUCUCUAAUGUACUUUAUGAUUACUUGUCCCGAUCUUUCAUUUGCAGUCAACAAUUUUUGCCAGUUCAUGCACAGUCCCACGCAGGACCAUUGGGCCGCUCUCAAACGAGUGUUGCGGUACGUGAAAGGAAGUCCACGACUGGGUAUGCAGUUUUUCUCGGACCCAAUCUCAUAUCUUGGGUCUCCUUUAAGCAACGAACUGUUGCUCGAUCUUCCACAGAGGCCGAAUACAAAGUACUUGCUGAAGUUGCUACUGAAGUCACUUGGGCGCAGUCUCUUCUUCGAGAACUCGGAUUACACCCUCCAACAAUCCCAGUUCUUUGGUGUGACAAUCUUGGAGCAACCUACUUGUGCUACAAUCCGGCCUUCCAUGCAUGAACCAAGCAUGUUGAAGUGGACUACCAUUUCGUGCUUGAAAAGUUAUAAUGAUGAGAUAACAGUUUCUGAUUAA